GAUGCCUCAUACCGUAGUGCUCAUACGUCACGCUCAAGCUCUACACAAUGACUGGAACAUCCAUGACCCUAGCCUGUCUUCUCUGGGCUUAGAACAAUGCCAGGAAUUGAGGGAGGACUUAUUGCAGCGUUUCGGAGAUGAGACGGAUGCUCUCAUCAUCGUCAGCCCAAUGAGACGGACAAUACAGACCGCGCUACUGUCGCUGGACUGGUUGAUCGAAAAGGGUGUGCGCAUCCAGGCCGAUGCCCGAUGGCAAGGUACCAAUGACCGAGUUGAGGAUGAGAAUUCGGCGAAACCAUGCGAUACGGGUAGCAGCGUCGACGGCCUCAAGGCAGAGUUUGCCAAGGUUGACUUUUCCGCCGUAGACCCCGUAUACCCGGACAAGACAUCCCCUCGAGGAUCCAAGUAUGCUUUUACGAAAGAAGCUAUCCUGGAUCGCGCUCGGUCUGGUGUUCAAGAUAUACGAGAGCACAAGGAGAAGCUUAUCUUGGUCGUCUCUCACUCCGGCUUCUUGCGCCUUGGUGUAACAGGACACUGGUUCUUUAACGGGGACUACAGAGUAUUCGAGCUGGAUGAAUGCAACGAACCUGACCAGCCGCCAAAGCUGAAACAGCUUGAAGCAACGCUCAAUGGGGGGCUCGGCAAGUCUUGGCCCGAUCCCGUAGUCAUCGGCUCUGAUUUGCCAAUCCCUGAUGCACCUCCUCAGGGCGAAAGCCACAGUCAAGAUACAACGUCGUUUACGUCGGAUAAUAGGCUUUUGUAAC
Colletotrichum destructivum is the source of this 764-nucleotide messenger RNA. Its product is annotated as Putative histidine phosphatase superfamily, clade-1. NCBI's taxonomy places the organism in Eukaryota, Fungi, Ascomycota, Sordariomycetes, Glomerellales, Glomerellaceae. Gene Ontology annotation, cellular component: cytoplasm. The record is from RefSeq and is a predicted model, not a curated record. Bases 2 to 763 code for a protein of 253 amino acids. The transcript has 3 exons. Gene Ontology annotation, molecular function: phosphatase activity.